GCGGGUUGUGGCUGCCGGACCGUCCCCAUGCACUGCACCAGGUACGGGCGCGCCGCCGCCCCCCUCUCCCCGGGCACGGCCGGGAUGAGUGUUAGACUAUUUUCCUCACAAGCAAGCAAUGGCUGUGGAUGUAGCAAUGCAGCUGUACCUGUGCUCUUCACCCUUGCGAAGAGAGAAGUGUGCCUGCAAAAUUGCUCCAAAGCCAAGCAAGCCAUUGCGACCCUGCAUCCAGCUGAGUAGCAAGGCUGCACUGAACGGAUCAGAAGAGGCAACAAACUCCUUCCCACACAACAAAGUGAAGAAGAGGGUGUCAUUUGCAGACAGCAGAGGCUUUGCUCUGACGAUGGUGAAGGUGUUCUCAGAGUUUGAUGAUCCACUAGAUAUUCCUUUCAACAUCACAGAGCUGAUAGACAACAUUGUGGGUCUGACAACAGUGGAGAAGGACAGCUUUGUCCUAGAUUUUGUUCAGCCCUCUAUGGACUACCUGGACUUCAGAAACCGCCUUGAGACAGACUGUGUGUGCCUUGAAAACUGUGUGCUAAAGGAGCGAUCUGUUGUGGGAACGGUGAAGGUGAAGAACCUCGCUUUUGAAAAGACUGUGAAGAUCCGGAUUACGUUUGACACCUGGAAAAGCUUUGUAGAUUACCCAUGCCAGUAUGUCAAGGAUACGUAUGGAGGGUCAGAUCGGGACACGUUUUCCUUUGACAUCAGCUUGCCUGAGGGAAUUCAAUCACACGAAAGGGUCGAGUUUGCCAUUUCCUUCGAGUGCAGUGGGAAGGUGUACUGGGACAACAACAGGGGCACAAAUUACAGGAUCGUACGGUCAGAACUGAAGUCUGCUCAGGAAGCUGUCCAUCCCCCACAGGGCCCUGACUCUGGCUGUGCAUUUGACCGGUUCGGGAGCCCUCGGUGCUCCUAUGGCCUCUUUCCUGAGUGGCCCAGUUAUUCAGGCUUCGAGAAGCUCGGGCCCUACUAUUGACCCAAGGACAAAGUCCAGGUUGACUAACUGUUGCUGGCGUGUCUGCAGGCCUUGGGGCUGGUCUGAACACGAGGUGCAUGAAGAGGUGGAAGAAGGACGGCUCUGUAGCUUGGCAUAAGCCUCCCAGCACAACUAGGUGUGCAGUGCUCUGCUGGCAGUGGGCUUAUAGUCAGGGAAGCAAUUCUGGCUCUCCAAAUGAUCAAAGGACCAGGGGCUGUUGCUCAUGUCUCUUUAGCACUGCUUCUUCCUCCUGUUCAGUAAAGUUGCCAGUCUCCAGGGAAACACUACAGUGCUUAUAUUGUCUAUCCAAGCUAUGUAGUGGUGGCUGCUUGGUAUUGCCUAACUAGUAUUAAAAGGGUCUUUCAAAAUAUGUACUAGUAUUAUAUUUUUAGCAGGCUGUACUAGAGCUGCAGGGCUCUCCUUGCAAAGCUGGCCAGUGCCUGUCAGGAAACGGAGUGGUUGGAUGGCUGGGAACGGAGUCCUCUCUUUGCACAUGUCCUUGUAGUGAGGCCCUUCCUACUGGAGGCAGAAAGAGUGUUUUGGAAAUGAAAAUGCAAUGUGAUGACAGGAAAUGUGGCCCUACAGCCUGCCGUAUUAGGAGACGUGCCUGUGGGAGAGGAUCUGAUAUGCUUAGUCACUGGUUGUUUUAUCAGAUGAUCUUGAAAAACUCUCAUACCAUCGGUGUUACCAAAAAUAGAGAUUAGUUGUAGAUGUGUGGUGCUCGUAACACAGCUGUGGGUUGACACCCUUAACUGCCUUCUUCAAAACCUUCCUGUUUCUUUAAUUGUGAGUGAUCAAUGAUGCUUUUUCCCCUUGAUGGACAUCAGAAGUCAGCUGUUGGCUGUGCUGGACCCUGGAAAUGCAGUUCUUCCUCCUGUGGACUGUAAAACAGAGUUUUGUCCAGCUAGGGCCCAGAGUCCUGUGCAGGAGACUGCUCAGGUGUUACAGGAGCUAAACACAAAUGGACCACAUGGCUAUUUUAUGCUGUGUCCUGUAUAGGAAGGUGACUGUUGUGUGCCUACUGUCAUGGAAGUGCCUUGACUGAGAAAGGGGGGUGGCAAUGCUUUGUGAUAAACGGGCUUUGGAACUGACAUUGCUUUUAAGAUCUCAUAAUGGUUUGUUACUCCGAGCCAUGGACUGCUUGGCAGCUAAAAGCAUGGCACUGCUCACAUGUGAGGAUGCUGUGGCUGCACCGGAUGAACAGCAGCAUGCUGGGCUUCCCUUUGCUGUUGAAGCAGUAUGGCAUUUCAACCUGUAGGUGCACAGACUUUGCAUCUCUCUGCCCAUAAAAGGUGGCUCACCCCACCUAUGCAAAGAACUAGCCGUGAGGAGUGUGAGACGUGGGGUUAUCCUGGCAUCACCUCUGGAUAUGAAACUAAU
Messenger RNA from Empidonax traillii (willow flycatcher), 2359 nucleotides. It is a transcript of the gene PPP1R3B, whose product is annotated as protein phosphatase 1 regulatory subunit 3B. Gene Ontology annotation, molecular function: glycogen binding; protein phosphatase 1 binding. Gene Ontology annotation, biological process: regulation of glycogen biosynthetic process. NCBI's taxonomy places the organism in Eukaryota, Metazoa, Chordata, Aves, Passeriformes, Tyrannidae. Gene Ontology annotation, cellular component: protein phosphatase type 1 complex. Bases 119 to 979 code for a protein of 286 amino acids. The transcript has 2 exons. The record is from RefSeq and is a predicted model, not a curated record.